Messenger RNA from Theobroma umbraticum, 1535 nucleotides. RefSeq lists its product as uncharacterized. Gene Ontology annotation, molecular function: RNA binding. The record is from RefSeq and is a predicted model, not a curated record. NCBI's taxonomy places the organism in Eukaryota, Viridiplantae, Streptophyta, Magnoliopsida, Malvales, Malvaceae.
CAUACAAAGGAAAGCCAAUAAGCAAAGGGGUUUUGGACCUCUGUUUUAAAGUUAAAGAAGGCCAAGGAAAGAGUUGCAGAAACUUAUGGGGGAUCCUAAUUAUUACAGAUACUCUGCUGCUGCAGCAGAAAGAGGAAGUGUUUCAAGGCCCAGCUUUCCUGGCUACUUGACAUCUGAAGCACCCUCAUUGGCAUCUCAACAUGCUGAUAUGCGGUAUGCUUCUUCAGAUGUUCAAAAGAGGGAUAUAAGCAGAUUGCAGCCUGGGAGAUAUGGUGUGGAUGAUAUUUCAAAUUCUGGAGUUUAUUCUGAACCCAAUCCUGGUGUUCUAUCAGCCAGAGAUACUGUAAGGGAUUACCCAUCUUCUUUAGGAGAUCCAAAGUUAGCUGCCCAAAGAUGGGAUGCUCCAGAAGGUGUUUUUUCAAGUGUGGGAGUUCACCCUGAACCUAGUUUUGGUGGUGUAUCAGCUGGAUCUGCCAUUAGGGGUUACUCAUCUGCUCUAGAAGUUCCAAGUUUAGUUGGCCACAGAAAGGAUGCUCCUGGCAUUAGCCCAAGUUCUGGAGUUCAUCCUGAACCCAGACUUGGUGCUGUGUCAAUUGCAGCUACCAAUAGGAGUUAUUCAUCUGCUCUAGAGGUUCCAAAUUCAGUUGGCCCAAGAUGGGAUGCUUCUGUAGGUAUUAGUCCAAGUGCAGGACUUCAAUCCCAACCCAGCCUUGGUGCUGGAUCGGCUGGAGCUAGUGUAAAGUGUUACACAUCUGCUCUAGACAAUCAAAGACAGGAUGGUCCUGUAGGCAUUAGUUCAAGUGCUGGCAUUCAACCUGAACCUAUCCUUGGUGCUGUAUCAGCUGGAGCUAGCAUAAAGGGUUGCUCAUCUCCUCUAGAAGAUCCUAGCUUAGUUGGCCAAAGGCAGGAUGGUCCAGCAGUUAUGAGGCCUGGAAUUCCUGAUGCUGUUGAUGAAAUGCCUGCCUCCACGAGAAACGGUGAUGGUCCACAAGUUGAUGCUGGAGAAUCGAACAUUCUGUUUGUUGAUGGGCUUCCAACAGACUGUACAAGAAGAGAAGUAGGGCAUCUUUUCCGUCCAUUUCUUGGCUACAAAGAGAUAAAAGUUGUUCACAAGGAACCAAGACAUAGUGGAGAUAGAGCCAUGGUUUUGUGCUUUGUAGAGUUCCAUGACUCAAAAUUCGCAAUGGCUGCCAUGCAAGCUCUUCAAGGUUAUAAAUUUGAUGACAAAAAACCUGACUCCCCUGCCUUGAGAAUCCAGUUUGCACAUUUUCCUUUCCGAUACCGAGCUGAUCGUGAUGAUCAACGUGUUUGAGUUCUAAUAUUAAUCGAAAGGUGUAGUUGACCAACAAUCCAAUUUGCUUUUUACGGUAUUGACAAGUUGAUACCCAACUUCAAUCAUGUAAACGAUUGUUACAACUGCCUAUGCAGAACUUAAUGGAAGAGAGUACUCCAGAUGAGUUCUUGUUUUCUCAUGUGUUUGCAUGUAAAUUUCCCAUGACACUAGAUUUUCAAUGCAAGGCCAUGUAUUUGUUUAA